Impatiens glandulifera is the source of this 2063-nucleotide messenger RNA. RefSeq names its product acyl-CoA-binding domain-containing protein 4-like. The transcript is spliced from 14 exons. The record is from RefSeq and is a predicted model, not a curated record. NCBI's taxonomy places the organism in Eukaryota, Viridiplantae, Streptophyta, Magnoliopsida, Ericales, Balsaminaceae. Gene Ontology annotation, molecular function: protein binding. The coding region runs from base 271 to 1782 and encodes 503 amino acids.
AUAGUACACAAUUUACAGAAAGAAGAAGAAGAAGAAGGAGAAGGACGCAGAUCUCAAAGGAAGUUCUUCGCCCUUCUUCUCUAGUGAAGACGGAGUCAACGCUGACCGACAAUCUCUAUCCAACUCCAUCCUCAUCGCAGCAUUGGAUCCGAAGCUCUGGAACGAAUCUUGAUCUCAUAUACUCAUUCCUAUUGCUUCUUCCUUUGAAUCCAGCUAGAAUCAAGUAGUCAUAUAGGGAGCUGAAAGUUAGACAUCCAUAUACAAGUUGGUAUGGGGGCAGAAAACAACAGCUGGACUUCGGAAUUAGCCCAUGAUCAGUGGACUCCUCUAUCAGUUUCUGGUUCACGUCCAUCAGCUCGAUAUAAGCAUGCAGCUGUUGCAGUAGAUCAGAAACUGUAUAUUUCUGGUGGAAGUCGGAAUGGAAGAUAUCUAUCUGAUAUGCAUAUUCUUGACCUCCAAACUUUGUCGUGGUCAAGUCCACCUCUUACUGUUGAGCCUAAUGCCAUGACUAAAAGCUUGCAGGAAAGUUUUCCAGCUACAUCAGGUCAUAGUAUGGUUAAGUGGACAAACAAACUCCUUUUAGUUGGAGGUCAUUCAAAGCAUGCUUCUGACACCUUAACAGUAUUGUUCAUUGAUCUGGAAUCACUACAGUGUGGUAUGCUGGAAACCUCUGGAAAAGUUCCGGCAGCUCGUGGAGGACAAUCUGUAAGUCUGGUAGGUUCUAGAUUGAUAGUGUUUGGUGGAGAAGGCAAGCAGAGGCAAUUGCUGAAUGAUGUCCAUGCUCUUGAUCUGGAGACAUUAACUUGGGAGGUUCUGGAAACUGUGAAGGCACCUCCAACUCCCCGAUUCGACCAUGCAGCUGCUGUUUAUUCAGAUAGGUACCUUCUAAUUUUUGGUGGAUGUUCUCACUCCAUCUUCUUCAAUGACCUUCAUGUGCUGGACCUAUUGACAAUGGAAUGGUCCCAGCCACAAAUUCAAGGUGACCUUGCAAAUGCUAGGGCUGGUCAUGCUGGGAUCAAUAUUGAUGGGAAAUGGUACAUAGUUGGUGGUGGAGACAAUAAAACUGGUGCAUCAGAUACUCUUGUACUGGAUAUGUCUAAGCUUGUCUUGUCAGUGUUGACAAGUGUGAAGGAAAGAGAUCCACUAGCUAGUGAGGGUCUUAGUGUUUCUUCAGCAUUAAUAGAUGAUGAAAAUCUUCUGAUUUCCUUUGGUGGUUACAAUGGGAAGUACAACAACGAGGUAUUUGUUAUGAGACCCAAGCCAAAAUAUAGUUCUCAACCCAAGAUCUUCCAAUCACCCGCAGCUGCUGCAGCAGCUGCAUCCGUCUCUGCUAUGUAUGCUCAUGCUGAAUCUGAGAAAUUGGUGCUUACAGAGGCGAACAACAAAAAUGUCAAGGUGUCCCAAACCAACAAUGUCCAGUCAAUGGCGGAGGCCAAAGUUAUUAGAGAAGAACUGAAGUUACUAGAGUCGGCCCUUGAAGAUGCCAGAUCAGAAAGUUCUUCUCUAAAGGGAAAGAUUGUUGAAACUAACACAGUAUAUCCUGAUUUGGCCAAGGAACUUCAGUCAGUCCUGGGUCAGUUGAUGGUAGAGAGAUCAAGAUGUGCUAAAUUGGAGGCACAGAUUUCUGAACAUCAGAAGACACUUGAGACAUUGCCAUCUAUAGAAGAAGAGGUUCAGCUUCUCAGGAUGCAGAAAUCAGCCAUCGAAAGAGACGUGGAGGUUGCUGCUCUUCAGAAGCAAGGUUCGGGUGGUGGUGUUUGGAAGUGGGUGUCGAGAUCAUGAUGGAGGAAAGAAAUGAAGAACAUUGUUGUCUUGAGAUUGAAGGUCAGUUACUACAUUUAUUAUUAUUAUUGUUGUUGGUCUAAUAUUUUGAGGAACUAAAAUUAUCUUAUUUUUCCAAAUCCAAAAUAUCAUUGGCAGUCUUGUCAUAACAAGAUUCAGAUUAGAUAGUAAAAAUUUCAAUUUAUUUUGAGAAACGAUACAAGAUCAUUGAGUUUCAAAGUGUGAAUGAUUGAGAAAACUUAAACUGUUUGUUGUAUAAUUGAGAAAUGGCUCAUUCUCAU